Nylanderia fulva is the source of this 1922-nucleotide messenger RNA. NCBI's taxonomy places the organism in Eukaryota, Metazoa, Arthropoda, Insecta, Hymenoptera, Formicidae. The record is from RefSeq and is a predicted model, not a curated record.
AUAAUUAUCGGAAAGUAUCAAGUGGCAAAAAAGAGAGAGGGAGAGAAAUCACGGAAAAGAUACUUAAUUGCAAGCAAGCCUUUCUAACAAUAAAAUGUCCACACAGCAUAAUCGAAUAUUUCCAUCCCGAGUUUCGUAACCAAUGAGAAACAUCAUCGCGCGUGAUCGAUCAUAAUUUUUUAUCCUCGAUAUUGACAAGCGGCGCGUGCAAUAAUAUGCAAAGACAUGUUUGACAUUUCGAGAUUUACGUCCGCCAGCUGAUAUUGCGGCAACCGGUAGCCGGAGCUGCUACCGGACAGCAAAUGACGUCCGAGGAGUCCGAGGCUGGAGGACGGCGGUUACGCUUGGCUAACCAAGACAAUCGGGAUCAACGUUAGUAUAGAAUGAACUGCAGCCGAAUGCAUUAUGCACAAGUUUUCGCUAUUUGCGCGGCUCGUCUUCGUCCCUUCAUCUGUACGACGACUGCGAUCUUCUGCGUCCUGUUGUUGUUUCCGGGUCUCCCUGACGGAAGAUAUUCUCGGAAGAAACAAACAUCUAUAAGAGAAACGGAGGAAGAACAUAGAAGAUCCACUCCGAGACAGUUUAAUGCACGAGACUUAGUUACGAGGACGAUGUCCUUUGAUAAACAUCUCCUGGAGAGAAGCUUCACCAACGAGCAGAUAGGAAAUAUGUCUCUUCUUGGAAAAUGGUUGUUGGCGCCGGAAGGGACUCUACCGCCGAGAUCCAACAUCACUAACAGAAACUACUUGAUCCUAAUUUGGAAGCAUGGACCAUUCCUGGAACGUAGACACAUCAGACGUUUCACGAAGAACAAAUUUUCUCCGUGGGACCGAUGUUCUGCGGGGAAUUGUACGCUGAGUUACAACGAAGAGGAUUUGCAUCGAGCGGAUGCUGUAGUGUUUCAUUUGCACUUCACGAAGAAUCCUUCGGAGCUGCCUAAGAGAAGCCGAGCGGAUCAACGGUGGAUCUUCCUGACGGACGAAUCGCCCUUUCACACGUUUCUGCAUGGUAGACAGAAAUUAUCGGACUAUAACGGUUUGUUCAACUGGUCCAUGUCCUAUCGAAUGGACAGCGACGUGCCGGUUCCCUACGGAAGAACGGUGCGAAUCCCUGACGAUACUUCCGGCAGCAACGUCAGAUCCUGGGACGCCAUCCUGAGGCUCACCAAGACUAAACUAGUCGCCGUGAUGGGCAGCAACUGCGGUGGCCGUAAUUUAAGAUGGUCCUACGUGAAGACGCUCAAGUUGUUACUCGGCGACGACCUGGACAUUCUUGGGAGAUGCCUGGACGGCAACAGGACGGUCUGUCCGGGUCACUUUGAUCGAGAUUGCGGCGCCUUAAGCGCGUAUAAGUUCUAUCUGUCGUUCGAGAACUCCAAUUGCCGGGAAUACCUGACGGAGAAGGUGUUCUGGAACGCGUACGGCAAACUCGCGGUCCCGAUAAUAAUGGGAGCAUCGCGGGACGACUGUCGGCGAUUGUUACCGCCACGUUCCUUCCUUCACGCGGACGAUUUCGCCGACGCGGACGCGCUCGCCGACCAUCUCAGGUAUCUGGACCGCAACGACGAGCGGUACAUCGAGUAUCACGAGUGGCGAGAUCGUUAUCGGGUAAUUAACGAGCACGGCUACUUCGGCAGCGUGUCCAGGCACUAUUGUCGCGUCUGCGAGGCGCUGCAUUACAACUCCGUUGCGCCGAAGGUCUACACGAGGCUCGAGCAUUUUUGGAGCAAGAGAGAUUGUACUUAGAUAUUUCAGUCAAUAUCAUUAAUUAUGAUUAUCUAGUCUUUGCGAAAUGUGAAUUAAUUGAAUGGAUUAAUGUAUAAAUAAGUCUUCCAUUGAUAGCUUUUGAAGAGAAUUCAGUGCAAUUAGCACUAAUAUAAGUCAAACUCGAGUUCUUUGGAUGUAUUUAUUUAUAGCGACUCU